Molecule: messenger RNA, 2731 nt
Organism: Patiria miniata (bat star)
Lineage: Eukaryota; Metazoa; Echinodermata; Asteroidea; Valvatida; Asterinidae
Product: CMP-sialic acid transporter-like
Exons: 5
Coding region: 13-1083 (356 amino acids)
Biological process (GO): pyrimidine nucleotide-sugar transmembrane transport
Cellular component (GO): Golgi membrane
Molecular function (GO): pyrimidine nucleotide-sugar transmembrane transporter activity
Source: RefSeq, a predicted model, not a curated record
GUCACCCUGUUAAUGGGCGAGGGAUCCGAACGAAAUUUUGACUCGCGAUCGUCGGCUGCAUGCCUGAGGAGAGUGCCCGACCUCAAAAUGGCUUCAAAUGAAGGAGCAAGCUUAGGUUUCAAGAUCUACAUCCUCUUAGUCCUGACCCUCAACGCCACGGGCUACAUCUUACUCAUCCGCUACACCCGGUCCCAGGCUGGCGCCCUGUACUCCUCCACCACCACCGUGGUCCUCACGGAGGUGUCCAAGCUCCUCAUCAGUCUCCUCCUGUUGGUCAAGGAGCAUCGCAGCGUGCUGGGCAUGCUCAAUGAUGUCUGGAAUGGCGUCUUCAUGAACCCUCGCGACACCUUCAAGAUGUGCGUGCCGUCCAUCAUCUACGCUAUUCAGAACAACCUGGCGUUCGUGGCGCUCUCCAAUCUGGAUGCUGCCACGUAUCAGGUUUCCUACCAGAUGAAGGUGAUCACCACGGCCAUGUUCAUGGUCCUCAUGCUCAAUAAGAGCCUGUCCAAGUUCCAGUGGCUGGCCAUCUUGCUGCUGUUCAUGGGCGUGGCACUGGUACAGGUGGAGUCGGCGACGGGAACAAAGGCAGGGGAGGCACACUACAACUACCCCGUGGGCUUGCUGUGCAUUGUCAUCUCGUGUUUAUGCUCUGGGUUUGCCGGUGUUUAUUUUGAGAAAGUUUUAAAAGGUACCAGUACAUCGCUAUGGAUACGGAAUGUCCAGAUGUACAUGUUUGGCAUCGUGAGUGGUCUGGUCGCCGUCUUUUCGACAGAUAGCGAGGUCAUCUUAGAAAAAGGCUUUCUGCAUGGCUAUAACUAUUUAGUGUGGUUAGUAGUUGCGAUGGCAAGCAUAGGCGGGCUCUACACCUCGGUCGUGGUCAAAUACACGGACAACAUCAUCAAGGGCUUCUCCACGGCAGUCUCCAUCGUUCUGGCCGCCGUGGGCUCCUUCCUCAUAUUCCAGAAGACGUUUGGACUCUUAUUUGUAAUGGGAACGGGGAUGGUGAUAUGCGCGGUGUACUUGUACAGUCUGCCCAAGCCCCCACCUCCUAAACCCCUCACGCAACCCAGGGAGACUGUUUAAGUGCAAUGCAUCAUACGCCAUGGAUAACAUUGUAUUUGUUUUUGUGUCAGACACUUGUCAGUAGACCUUUGCUUUGUCUGUAUUGGUCUGGUUCCAAGAAGGCAAGAUCAUUGUUCAAUACUGAAUCCUAUUUAUAGAUAAUGGUACCAGUCUACAUAUAUCUGCAAGCUUUAGGCUGCGUAUGGAUUACUUGGCUGCGGCUUCCUAUUUAUUCACAUGCACUAAUAGGAAGCGGCUGCAGCCACUACCCAUAGACCUUUGCUUUGUCUGUAUUGGUCUGGUUCCAAGAAGGCAAGAUCAUUGUUCAAUACUAAAUCCUAUUUAUAGAUAAUGGUACCAGUCUACAUAUAUCUGCAAGCUUUAGGCUGCGUAUGGACUACUUGGCUGCGGCUUCCUAUUUAUUCACAUGCACUAAUAGGAAGCGGCUGCAGCCACUACCCAUAGACCUUUGCUUUGUCUGUAUUGGUCUGGUUCCAAGAAGGCAAGAUCAUUGUUCAAUACUGAAUCCUAUUUAUAGAUAAUGGUACCAGUCUACAUAUAUCUACAAGGUUUAGGCUGUGUUUGAAUGACUAGGCUACGGCUUCCUAUUUAUUCACAUGCGCUAAUAGGAAGCGGCUGAAGCCACUUCCCAUAGACAUGUGCGUUACUGCUAGCCGUAGCCGAGUAAAUCGGACACAGGCUAAGUAUGGUCUACUUGACAUAUAUUGAACAGAGCAUUAAUGGCUGCAGCAUAUUUAAGACCUAAGUAAAGAGUGUUUAUAAAGUAUUUUUGAGUGGCAUUUCCGUGGUAGUGGUGCAUUCACGAAGCCUUUAUGGCUUGUGUGUCGUACAAGCUAAAAAAGAGGGAAAAUGCUGACUCUUGAUAGGGACGAAUUUGGGCACGUGAUGGCUGUACACUUGUAACAGGCCGAGCAGGCCGGGACGCGGCGCAUUGCCACAAAUUAAAAGAACAACCAAUUAAAACACUCCGUAAACCAGACAGACUUCAGGGGCGCCUCCCAGAUUUUAGUUUGAUAAUACACAAUAAAUUAAGUAACUAUUUCUAGAGACCAAUGAAAUCACAGUAUCUAAGCAGAGGAUAUAACAAAGGAAUUUAACAAAUGUAUGGAGCGUAAAUGCUGUGUUACACGUAGCGAACAGUAGUGUCUUUGUUGGAGGCCCCCUUCAAUGGAGAAACCAUUGUACACGCUAUUGAAGCGAUAGAAUACCCGGAUUGGUUUAUCACUCCAAAUAAUUGUUACAAAACAACUCUGUACAGUUCUCACGAUAUUGAAAUAGUAUUUUUUAUCGCUAACCGACUUGCACUCCUAAGCUUGGCCAGUACUCCAGUAGGGUGGAAAUCGAGAGUCGGGUCUAAUUUGUGUUGCAGUAUUGUGUAGGUGCUAGUCCAACCUCGUCUCCAUGGCUACGAUCUCGGUGCGCCAUGUUGGUUCCCAUCAUGCCUUGCGCGAUCUUAACCCCUGGUAUUCUGUAAUUUAAAUGUGCUAUAUUUGGGAGAUUUCAAUUAGGACUGCAGUCGCUUUCUAUUUUGAAGAUUAAAAUGUUUGGGAAUCAAUCCUUUCAAAGAUGACGUUUCGACGUCGCGUUACUAGAAUUUACAAUGUGCAUACCUCUGUCGUCCCUUUUACAAAACAAGACAAGGGUGUUU